GCAAAGGCUUGAAGAGGUGGGAGGUGGGUCCCUGCGCUCCUGCGCCAGGGCAGCCCUAGGGCGGUCCCCAGGCCUGUGGAACAGCUCCCGGGAAGAAGGUGGUGGUUGGAACCGCGACCUUGGCCAGACCUAGUUCGGUGGUGGACGUAGGGCGGAGGCGGAGGCCGAGCGCGGCAGGAGUCUUUGGCGAACCGGAGGGAGGCGCAUCUGGCGCUUCGGUACCAGUGGCAAACCAGGGUCUUGUAAGGCUGGAGAAGAGCGGGACUCAGACAAAACCAGCAGGUCUAGAGGGCGGACCCGUGGGUCUCCGAGCCCAGUUUUAGUCACCACCCGGAGCUAAGCCACGCGUCUUUUCCAGCAACCAGUUUCACGUGUGCGACAGUUUGCGGGUUCCAGGCAUUCCAGUAAUCUUGAGCCAGAGCCACAUCUCAGACCUCGCCUGGCAGAGGGACCAGCUGCAGGUUUCACCCACCUAACCUCCAGGUCAGAGUGCGGGGCCCCACCCUAAAGGAGGGCGCUGCCAGAGCUGGGCAACCGGUGCCGCGCUCCGGAGCUCGUGUCGUGGGCGCCGUCCUAGUGGCGGGGAGCGCACCGCCAAGGGGACAUGAGAUCGGAGAAAUCCCUGACGCUGGCGGCGCCGGGGGAGGUCCGUGGGCCGGAGGGGGAGCAACAGGAUGCCGGAGAGUUCCCGGAGGCCGCGGGCGGCGGCGGCUGCUGUAGUAGCGAGAGGCUGGUGAUCAACAUCUCCGGGCUGCGCUUCGAGACGCAGCUGCGCACCCUGUCGCUGUUCCCUGACACGCUUUUGGGAGACCCUGGCCGUAGGGUCCGCUUCUUCGACCCCCUGAGGAACGAGUACUUCUUUGAUCGCAACCGACCCAGCUUCGAUGCCAUCCUCUAUUACUACCAAUCUGGGGGCCGCCUGCGCAGGCCGGUCAACGUGCCCCUGGAUAUCUUUAUGGAAGAGAUCCGCUUCUAUCAGCUGGGGGACGAAGCCCUGGCGGCCUUCCGGGAGGAUGAGGGCUGCCUGCCCGAAGGUGGCGAGGACGAGAAACCACUCCCCUCCCAGCCCUUUCAACGCCAGGUCUGGCUUCUCUUUGAAUACCCAGAGAGUUCUGGGCCUGCCCGAGGCAUCGCCAUCGUCUCAGUGUUGGUCAUUCUCAUUUCCAUCGUCAUCUUUUGCCUGGAGACCUUGCCCCAGUUCCGUGCAGAUGGGCGUGGUGGAAGCAAUGAGGGUAGUGGGACCCGCAUGUCCCCGGCCUCCAGGGGGAGCCAUGAGGAAGAAGAGGAGGACGAGGAUUCCUAUGCAUUUCCUGGUGGCAUUCCCCCUGGGGGUGUGGGGACUGGGGGAACGUCCUCAUUCAGUACUCUUGGGGGUUCCUUCUUCACGGACCCCUUCUUUCUGGUGGAAACUUUGUGUAUCGUCUGGUUCACCUUUGAGCUCCUGGUGCGCUUCUCUGCCUGUCCUAGCAAGGCGGCCUUCUUUCGCAAUAUCAUGAACAUCAUUGACUUGGUGGCCAUCUUCCCCUAUUUUAUUACCCUGGGCACCGAGCUAGUGCAACGCCACGAGCAACAGUCCAUGAGUGGUGGCAGUGGCCAAAAUGGGCAGCAGGCCAUGUCGCUAGCCAUCCUCAGGGUGAUCCGCCUGGUCCGGGUGUUCCGCAUCUUCAAGCUUUCCCGCCAUUCCAAGGGGCUGCAGAUUCUGGGUAAGACCUUGCAGGCGUCCAUGCGGGAGCUGGGGCUGCUCAUCUUUUUCCUCUUCAUUGGAGUCAUCCUCUUCUCCAGCGCUGUCUACUUCGCAGAGGCGGACGAUGAUGAUUCGCUCUUCCCUAGCAUCCCAGAUGCCUUCUGGUGGGCUGUGGUUACAAUGACCACAGUAGGUUAUGGAGAUAUGUACCCCAUGACGGUAGGGGGCAAGAUCGUGGGUUCACUGUGCGCCAUUGCUGGGGUUCUCACCAUUGCACUGCCGGUACCGGUCAUCGUCUCUAAUUUCAACUACUUCUACCAUCGAGAGACGGAGCAGGAAGAGCAAGGCCAGUAUACUCACGUCACUUGUGGGCAGCCUACACCGGACCUGAAGGCAACAGACAAUGGGCUUGGCAAACCUGACUUUUCUGAGGCUUCACGAGAACGGCGGCCUAGCUACCUUCCAACUCCACAUCGAGCUUAUGCAGAGAAAAGGAUGCUCACCGAGGUUUGAUGGAUGCAGGCAGGGCCUGCAGGAAAAUGGGAGCUCUGAGAAAGCCAUCUCUCAGGCUUCCUUCUCAUGCUCACUACUCCUGUCAUAGCUCCAGAGGACCUCGAACCCCCUUCCCCGUACCCAAUACAUGGCAUCCUGGACCAAAUACCUGGACUGUAGACUGUUGCUCAGUCCUCGAAGUAUUCGAGGUUUCUCCAUCUUAGUGACAUUUUGGAAAUUUCAACGGUGCCGCCCAAUCAUACCCAUCUGUCAAGUGGAUGAGAUACACAUUUCUGCCUGACCUUCACUCAAGACUGAAUUUUCAUGCCUGAGUCUUGUAAUAUCACUAGGAAUGGUGACAUCAAUAGAAUAGAAAGCUGCUACACUCAGGUCCCUUCUUUAGCGUCCUUUGCUUUGGGUCAUGCACCUUUCUGAUCUUCUGGUCACUUGGUCACUGAGAAGAAUCUUGAGAAUGGAAAAGACUUCAAC
This is a messenger RNA of Phodopus roborovskii (desert hamster), 2665 nucleotides long. RefSeq names its product potassium voltage-gated channel subfamily A member 6 (gene Kcna6). The coding region runs from base 605 to 2197 and encodes 530 amino acids. The transcript has a single exon. Gene Ontology annotation, cellular component: voltage-gated potassium channel complex; membrane. Gene Ontology annotation, molecular function: delayed rectifier potassium channel activity; protein binding. The record is from RefSeq and is a predicted model, not a curated record. Gene Ontology annotation, biological process: potassium ion transmembrane transport; protein homooligomerization. NCBI's taxonomy places the organism in Eukaryota, Metazoa, Chordata, Mammalia, Rodentia, Cricetidae.